AUGGCCUUCGCUAGUGUCCUCAAGGAAGCCGAGGUGAAAGCAGCUCUGGAUGGCUGCUCAGCUGCUGACUCCUUUGACUACAAGACCUUCUUCAAGGCAUGCGGUCUGGCCGGCAAGACCGCUGAAGAUGUCAAGAAGGCCUUCGCAAUCAUUGACCAGGACAACAGCGGCUUCAUUGAGGAGGAGGAGCUGAAGCUGUUCCUGCAGAACUUCUCUGCUGGUGCCAGAGCACUCACCGACAAGGAGACCAAGGCUUUCCUUGCCGCUGGUGACAGUGAUGGUGAUGGCAAGAUCGGAGUUGAUGAGUUUGCCGCCCUUGUAAAGGCAUAA
Molecule: messenger RNA, 330 nt
Organism: Seriola dumerili (greater amberjack)
Lineage: Eukaryota; Metazoa; Chordata; Actinopteri; Carangiformes; Carangidae
Product: parvalbumin beta-like
Exons: 4
Coding region: 1-330 (109 amino acids)
Cellular component (GO): cytoplasm; nucleus
Molecular function (GO): calcium ion binding
Source: RefSeq, a predicted model, not a curated record